Racocetra fulgida is the source of this 4466-nucleotide messenger RNA. The record is from the annotation of a GenBank genome assembly. NCBI's taxonomy places the organism in Eukaryota, Fungi, Glomeromycota, Glomeromycetes, Diversisporales, Gigasporaceae.
GAGAUGAAUUAUCUUUAGUGGAACCUAAUGAUUAUGUUAAGCUUGGUGUUAUCAUUCCUAACCCAAGACUAACAGACAUUGAAAAAAAUGGAAGUAUAGCUGAACUACUUCCAUAUAUUCGUCAGAAAGUUAAAAUCUUGCUUACCUCUGCUGAAUGUACCGUAGUUCAAGAUAUUUUUCAGACUUUAUCUCAAUUUCCAAUCACAUUUCCUUUAAUAACUCCCAAAUUGAAUGAAGAAAAGGAAUUUAAUGUGAUGCUUCCUUUAUAUACUGGACCAGUCAUAAAAUGGGAAUCAAGUCCUGGAACAAUAAUUGAAAACCGCCUUUUUAGUGAUCCAUUCAAAUUAAUCGUUGCCAUUCGCAUUGGAAAACAUUCCCCAGGAAAAAGUACAAUUCUUAAUCGUUUAAUGACUUCUGAUUACAUAUUCUCUUCAAAAUGUGAUCCGGGUGCAAAAUUUGGAGUUCCAUAUAUGGUUAGUGGAAGUGUAGAGUUUACUUGGUUGACUCAAGAAACUUGUAAAAUGGAUUUAUGGAACGAAGUUUUUAAAGAUUAUUAUCAAAAAGAAGAAAAAGAAAUCGUAUUACUUGCAAAUUUACAUGGCCAUGCCUUAGACUAUCAAGACCAAAUUCUAUUUUUAAAUCAACUGUCUUCAAGUUUCAUAAUUUUUAUAAUGCCCGAUUAUACAAAAGAUCAAAUAAAUAACCUUGAAGCUCUAAUCGGUUCUAAAAAAAAUAUAUAUGUAUGUGUAAAUCAUAAAAUCAAAAAAGGAAUUGAGGAAAGAGAUUGCAUAAUUAUUAAUACUGAAAGAUUGAUUGAAGAUCGUACACUAGGCAGAGUGCGCAAGAUGUUUAAAAAGGCCAUAAAUUUAAAUUUUGAUAGUGUUUCAUUCAAUAUUGAUGAAUUGGAAUUAGGAAAGUCACUUAAAAUGGUUGAAGGAAUAGAAUAUCCUGAGUCACAAGAGUUGAUAAAUUUCGUAAAGACAAAAACUUGUCAAUAUACUAAACUGAAUAUCAUGCAACUUCAAAAAACAAAUGAGAAUCGUUCGCAUACUUGGCAAAAUAAUGAUGAAUUGAAUGAAUUGGUAAGAUUAUAUACUAACAUACUUACAUUACCUCUUGAUAAAAGAAGAAGAGCUCUGGCACAUAUUGAAAGAGAAAUAUCCAGAAUUUCUAUAGAAGAGUCAUCUAAAUCUCGAAAUAAAGCUAUAUCAAAAAGAAUAGAAUUAUCUCAGUCUGGUUUGGUUGAUAAGGAUAAGGAAAGUGAAAUGAUUCAAAAUGAAAUUAGAAGCCUUUGGGAAGAAGUGGAUAAUAAAAGUUUAGGUUUAGAACAUUUUUAUCGUGUAUUAGGACAAUUAUAUAAAAUUAGAAUUAGUGAUUUAAAUGACAUAAAUUUUUUGAAACUACCUGAACUUUAUGCAGAGUUAUUAAUUGGUGGUCACACUAUAGAAUUGCUAAAUGGUGAUGCAGGUACCAUACCAGAAGCUUGGUUUUCAGCUAUUUGUAAUCAUGUUUGUAAAAGGUUUAAUAAUCUUCGGGUUUAUGUGAUCAGUAUAAUUGGAUUACAAUCAUCUGGCAAGUCAACCCUCUUAAAUGCACUUUUUGGAUGCAGAUUUUCUGUUUCAGUAGGACGUUGUACCAAGGGUCUUUUCAUGAGAUUACUAUUCUUAGAAGAAGAUUUAUGCAAUCAACUCGGUGUAGAUGCAUUUAUCGUGAUUGAUACUGAAGGUCUUGGCUCACUUGAAAAGAUAGAAUCAGAAAAGAAUGAUAGAAUAUUAGUAACGUUUGCGAUGGGUAUAAGUAAUUUAACAAUUAUAAAUGUACUCGGAGAAUCAAUGAGAGACUUGACAGAGAUGUUACAAAUCGCAAUAGUUACAAUGGCACGUCUUGAAAAAGCUGAGAUUGCACCUGACAUUAAAAUGGUACAACAUAUUUCAGAACGAAAUAAAGCAAAAUUAUCCGAACCAGAAGAAAAUUUUCGUACAGCUCUACAGGAAGCUUUGAGAAUAACUAAAGAACAAGAUAUGGAGAUGGGAAUAUUUAAUGCAAAGUGUCUUAAAAUUCUUGAUAAAAGAAUAAAAGAUGGUAAAUUUCUUAAACAAUUUCGACCAUUUAAAAAUGGGUCCACUGUACAUGCGCCACCAUCGGAACAAUAUCAUGAAGACGUUGUUGAUUUAUAUAAUUCUAUACUUGACGAUUGCAAAAAUUUACAAAGAAAAUUUAAAUUUAAUGAAUGGUAUACAAUAAUGCAAAGUUAUUGGGGUGCAGUGUCACAUGAAGAUUUUGCUGUACGUUUCAAAAAUAUCAAAGAAAUAUAUAAAUUUAUUGAGCGUGGAAAAUAUAUAGACGAAGUAAAAGAAGCAAUCAGUAAGGCAUUUUUAAAACAUGAGGAACAAAUCAUGCAAGACAUUCGGGCUAAUCUCCAGGGAUGUUCAUGUGAUGAUAAAUCAAAUGAAAACUCGGAUCUCCGUAGUCAACUUUUACAAAUGAUUGAGAAGGAACUAGAAAAUAUUAUUUUUUACAAAAUACAAAGAGCUAAUGACUGUGAGGAGUGUAAAAAGGCAAACAAUGAAAUAAACAAAUUUGAUCAGUAUCUAAAAGAAGAGAAUAAUCCAAAGCUUUUCACGGAAUGCAAGCAAACAAUCGACAAUUAUAUUGAACUUAAUCGUCGAUCUGCAUCAUCAAAGCUUGUGCAUAUAGUAGAAGCUGGCUUUCUUCAAAAAGGUUAUUCGUCACAAUUUUUAAACACUAUUAAUAAAGCCUUAGAAGAUAUUAGAAAUGCAUCAAAUAGAAAACUUUCUGAUGAUGAAAUUGAGCCAAAAAUUGCAGAGACCUGGGAUUUGUUGCGAAAUAAUACAUUAUCAGCAUACCCAGUCAAAUCAGUAGAGAAUUUAAUAUAUCUUGAGGUCAAAUCUAUAUACUCAAGUUGGUGGAAUUCGCCAAUUGAAAGUGAAUACAAAAAUGGAACACUUCCAGAUUUACACGGUAAUUUAGUAAAACUAGUUUUACAAAAACAAGAUAUUGAUACUAUCGAAGAAAGGCUUGAUAAUUUGACGGAUUUAAUUUUAAAGGGAAAAUCUCAACAUUUUUAUAAUGGAAUAGUGAACGAUCUCAAAAAUAAAACAGAAGAAACGCUCUCUGAUUUUGCAACCAGAACUAUCCCCAUUUUUAAACGUAAUGCACACAUUUAUUCCUUAUUGAAAUUUAAACAAAGAUUAACAGAAUACCAGAAAAAAUGGGAUGAAGAACAUCAUCCACUUUAUAUACUUGAUCAAAAAAAAGAAGAAUACUUUAAUAUUAUUAGAGUUCGACUUCAACAUGAAUCUACGCUUAUUUCCGAAGCAUAUAUUGUUGCAGACUAUUUAUUAAGAGUUAUUCAUAAAAAAGCAAUGAAAGCAGGGAACCAUGCACUAAAAGAUGCGGUGAAUAAGAUUCCAUGGAUGACUAGUACAGAAACAGUUAGAUUAAAAUAUUUUGAAGAGCUUUCUAUUGAGGUUCAAAAUGCCAAUAAAGAAAUUGCUUUAAAUCAUUUCAAAAACCCGAAAUAUCAUAUUGAAAAUUGGUUUAAAUUCACUGUUGAUAACGCUGUAGAAGAAAAUCCAGUGCAGAAAUAUAAUGAUGCUUAUAGUAAAGAAAUAAAACGAGUCUAUCAUGAUAUUUGUAACUGUAAUGAUUAUAAAGAAAUUGAAUUAUUUGUAAAUAAUUAUAUGACACAAGUUGACAAAAUAGACUACAAAUGUAAUCUUGGAGAUUCUAUAAUACUUAAAGAUUUCAAAACUUUUAGUGACAUUAUUAUAAAAGAGAUUAAUGACAAAAUAAAGGAGAUUGGUGACAAUAUGGAUAAUUGUUAUUCAAACCAAAAAAAUAAAGAACCGUUUCAAAAACUAUCUGAAGAUAAAUCCAUUAUGAAAAUGCUUGGAUGCACUGAAAGUUGCUACUGGUGUGGUGCUUUAUGUUGGGGAUCUUUAGGUCAUCACGAAAAUAGUGAUGAUUCGAAAAUACAUCACGCCAGUCAUCAGCCACGUGGUUUUAGAGGAACAAAGGACCAAGGAACAGGAGAGCUUAUACCAAUGGCAUGCCAUCAAAUAAUAGAUGAAGAUGUUUUGAUGAAAUAUGACGUUUGGUAUUAUGGUAAAAAAGAACCGACAAGAUGGAACACUGCAAAAGAUAAAGAUUUUUCAAAUUGGAAAUUUAAACCCCACUAUAAGAAAUUGUUUAAUGAUCUCAUGUGCUGGUUCUUUGAAAAGUUGAAUGAAGAUCUGGCAAAUUACUAUGUAUGUGAGCCGGUAUCUCGUAACAGUUUAAAACGAAACGGUUGUCUAAAUUUGAAUUACGAUGAUAUUAUAAGUGAACUUAGAGAGAAACUUUACCCAACUCUCAAUAUAACUGAAUACAACAAUUUUCGUGCACUAAGAAAUAUAAUUCAAAGCUUUAUAGUUUCAGUUUUCAGGAAAAGGUUGGAUUAUUGA